CGGGGCUCUCCGUUUACAUUAUUCAUACGGAGGAGGGUGUGACUUGUUGGCCCUUUUUUCCGCCUGUAUAAAACGAGAAGUUCGCGUAAAAGAAAAUACAGAUGGAGAAGGCUAGCCGGCUCGCUGUGUCACAUAGAGUGCCCUUAAGCCAACGUGACAACUCACAUACUGUCCCUUUGUGACCAGCUUCAUAGGCAGAAUGCCCGGUAUCUGCGUGCUUUGUCUGGCCGCCGCUCUGGCUGCGUUCACCCGGCUGGCCGGAACGGUGGGGCCGGUGGUCCGCUGUGAGCCGUGCGAAGCCAGGGCGCUCCUGCAGUGCACGCCGCUGCCCAAGGACUGCACGGAGCGGCUGAGGGAGCCCGGCUGCGGCUGCUGCAUGACGUGCGCUCUCGGUGAAGGACAGGCGUGUGGAGUGUACACAGCGCGCUGUAGCUCCGGCUUGACCUGCCAACCCCAGCCGGGGGAGAGCCGACCCCUGCAGGCUCUGCUGCAGGGACGGGGAGUGUGCUCCAGCGCCGCGUCCAAAAAACUCAACAACAUUCUUAUAACGGAGCAAAAACAAGAUAACGCUGGAAAUCAGGUAGUAGGCUGUUCCAACAAGACCACAACGGUGACGAUGGGGCCUGGCGUGGUGACCGUGAAGCGUGGGCACAGUCGGGGGUCGAUUGACAGCAGGCUUCCGAUGCACAACAAGCUGAUCCAGAAAGAUCAGAACAAGAAGACUCAAAGCUUCAAGUUGGAAUCGGUUUCAGGGGGAGCCAACAUGGACAUGCACAACUUCUCCCUGGAGAACAAGAGGGAGACCGAGUAUGGGCCGUGUCGGCGGGAGAUGGAGAGCAUCCUGAGCGGUCUCAAAAUCAGCAACGUGCUCAACCCGAAAGGUUUCCGCAUACCCAACUGUGACAGAAAGGGCUUCUACAAGAAAAAACAGUGCCGUCCAUCCAAAGGCAGGAGGCGGGGCUACUGCUGGUGCGUGGACAAAUACGGGCAGCCUCUUCCCGGCUACGAUGGCAGGGAGCGGGGCGAGACGCAGUGCUACAACCUGGAGAGCAAGUGAGAGGACGGAGGGACGACGAGUGGACGGAGGGAGAAAGACAGAGAACAAGCAGGGGGGGGGGGGGGUGGGUGGAGAAAGAGCCUAGUUUACUCGUGCAUGUAGUUUUAUGUAAACAUUUGGAAGGGGGCUCUGGACCUUUUUUUGAUUUUAGGUCCCAUUUCUGUCAGAGAGAUCGGGGGAGGGGAAAGGCUUCUGUCCAUCACAGCUAUCUGUCCUGUGCUUUUUAAGGAACCUUAAUUGUUUUCUUUAAAGCAAAAAAGCUGAGAGAGUAGGGGGAGGAAGAGAGAAUCCUUCCAUCUGCACUAUUCUUUUAGAGAGAGGAAGGAGGGACUUUUCCACUCACUUUAAAGAGGACUUGUUUGUGACUGUGCCCCGAAAAAAAAAAUUCACAAACUAUUGUGUGUCUGUGAGCGUGAGUCAGUGUGUGUCUUAAUGUGUGAGCACCCGCAUAACAUAUGUGCACAGCUGCAUGUCUGUGGCGUGUGAGUAUGCUCGUUCCCAAAAGUGUUUUAUUUCUGUAAAUACCGUAUGUCACUACGAUCCGUCUCGAGAUCCUAGCCCCCAAUGCUCCAUUAUACACUGCAGAAGGAAAAAUAACGCUCUCUGGCUCAGGGUCCAUUUUGAAGUGAAGGAUUAUGGGAUGGGAAGGCUUUGGCUUCUUAUCUAGCAGCGAGGGCCCUUCUUGUUGCCUUUGACUUGCCCUGCUAUUGGGAAGAGAAUACAGGCAAACCAUGCAAUUACAGUGCCUUGCAAACUGACCUUCCCAUGCCUCCCCUCCCCUUCACCCUGUAGUCCUCCAAUAAAGGAACACUUCACUGAACAUCUACCUUUUGAGUAUCAAAUACUCCUUCACCACAGGAUAACAGCAGACUUGAUGGAUGAUCCUAUAUGAAGAAAUCAGUAGAAAGAAUCUGGAACAUACUGAGGGAUCCCAUCAACAAGUGGAUUAAGAUGCAAAAUGUGCCAAAAUAUAAGCCCGGUUACAGACUUCUCUGAUAUUCUUUUGGUUAGAUUCCCAAAUAAGGUCUGUGGCCUACAAAUAUACGAGAUCACUCAAGUAUUUAAAACUAAAAGGAUAGAUUGUUGGUGAAGUGUUCACAUGCCGCCCUGCAGGGAUCAGUCUCAUGUCUCUUUCCCACCACCCACUGUCCAGUCCCUGUCCCAUUGUUCCUCUAACCUUGUGUCCCGUGUUCUUCCUCGCCCUUGUCCCGUGUCCAUCAUUCAGCUACGGUGCUGAGUUCCUCCCAUCAUAGAUGUCUUUACCCCCAUGUAAAACGUUGUCCUUGUCUGUGUGCCUGAUCCCUUCUCCAACCCCACUAUCCCGAGCUGUUAGUCCCCACUCCAGCCCCCUGCCCCACCUCUUCCUGUCAGUGGUGCAUAGUCUUGUUUAAACGGGGCGAGCCCGGUGUGACCGGCCCGCCCCCCGCAGGUGCCAGCUGCCCCUAUGCUUCAAGCACAAGCACUUAAAGCACUUUAGCUGUGCCGCUACUCGUCAAUGCAUGCCGUUAAAGACAAUUGGACCUAUCUGCAUCUGCAUACCUUUCCUUCGAGGUAAUGUCAGAUGAAUCAGUGUGAUACUGUAAGAAAACAAUAAUAACCCAGGGAGGAAGGGGGGGGAAUAAGACAAAAAAAAGCUACACCAGGACUUCUGACAGCAAACACCCCUUCAGAGUUUUUUCCAUUCAAUGCAACUAUUCUUUUGUUGUUGUUGUUGUUUUUGUUUCUUUGGAGAAAAAAAAACAUGCUUGUAUGAUCGUAUGCCAACAAAUCUCCACAAGGUGGACACAGCACCAAAUAUGCAUUCACACAAGUGGUAGGGGGUCUGAGGGAGGAGGCAAGGUCCUCCCGAGGAGCUUCCUGCAUGAUGCUCUCCCACAUCCUGUGUAAAGACUUGAAAAGUGGAGAGAGUGCUGACAAAGAAUGCUCGCCCAGUAGCUUGGUAGCAUUACAUCGGCCGCACACCUCCUUUGAUAGAGCGCAGCAACUUAACAACCAACUGUUGGUGCUAUAUCCCACCUAUUCAAAGACGUGAUGUAGGGGAGGAACAUACAUACAAAUAUGUUUAAGCUAUUCCCUCCCUAAUAUUUGUAAGUGUGUCUUUUUAUAUAUUAUUAUUAUUAUUUCUUGGCCAGCUAAUGUGUCGGACUAGACAUCAUGUACAGUACUUAAAAAUACAAAUUAUUUAUCUAAGAAAGAAUUAUAAGCUGAUCCAAACUAGGUUUUCUUAUGAACAAUUCAGUGACUCACCGAUUGCACAGCAAAGUCUAUUUGAUUCAGUGUAUUUUGGGGAAUAUAAUCACUAAUGACUGUUUUAUUUUGUUAUGAACCUUUUUUCCUUCUGUUGCUCUGCAGGGUCAUUUGUAAGCUCUGUGCCCAGCAGGCGAGUUUCAGCCACAGGCAGAAUCUGUUCAGGCACUCAGGUCUCUGGUUCACGGCUUCUUUAGGCCAGUGAACCUCUCACCUCUCCGUCAGUCACUUCUCUCCAUGCACACCCAGCCAUCCCGCCUCAGUCUGUCAGUGCAGAGCCAGGCUCACACUUCUGUAACGUCACUUUCUUUAUCAUCAUUUAUUUGCUCCCUGCUGGUCACGUUAAGAAUCUCUCUGUUCACGGGUAAAUGUAAUUGUUUUGUUUUUCAUUUCAAGUUUAUCCUUCAAAGAAUUUUUUUGAUUCAAGCUUUUCAUGAUACUAAACUAGAAAUCACACAGCUAUUGUUUUCUGAGAAAGAAAAUGAUUUUGAUUCAAGAUAUAAUUUGUAUUUAAUGUCUUUUUUUAAAUAAAAA
Gymnodraco acuticeps is the source of this 3838-nucleotide messenger RNA. RefSeq names its product insulin-like growth factor binding protein 3 (gene igfbp3). The record is from RefSeq and is a predicted model, not a curated record. Gene Ontology annotation, molecular function: insulin-like growth factor I binding; insulin-like growth factor II binding; fibronectin binding. Gene Ontology annotation, cellular component: extracellular region. The coding region runs from base 200 to 1057 and encodes 285 amino acids. NCBI's taxonomy places the organism in Eukaryota, Metazoa, Chordata, Actinopteri, Perciformes, Bathydraconidae. The transcript has 4 exons. Gene Ontology annotation, biological process: regulation of insulin-like growth factor receptor signaling pathway.